ACCCACGAAAAGGAGAAACAAGAGUUCCAGGGAAAAAUCACAACUGGGAUAAAGAGAGAGAGUGACAAUGGCUACGGAGGGAGAUGGGACUGCCGGUAGAUGCUAUAGCAGCAACAACGACAACAAAAACAGGUGGUCGCUUCAUGGAAUGACUGCUCUUGUCACCGGUGGAACCAAAGGAAUCGGACAUGCCAUUGUGGAGGAACUAGGGAGGCUUGGGGCGACCGUGCAUACCUGCUCCCGGAAUGAAGCCGAAAUUAAUGAAUGCUUGAAAGAUUGGAAGAGCAAAGGUUUCCGAGUCUCGGGUUCAACUUGCGACGUUUCCUCAAGAUCGGAGCGAGAGAAGCUGAUGCUCACCGUGUCCUCGGUCUUCGACGGCAAGCUCAACAUCCUAAUAAACAACGUCGGGACCAACACCUUAAAGUCGACCAUGGAUUACACAGCAGAAGAUUUUUCCUUCAUCAUGACAACUAACUUCGAAUCGGCUUACCAUCUGAGCCAGCUCGCACAUCCCCUUCUCAAGGCCUCGGGAGCUGGAAGUAUUGUGUUCUUGUCAUCCGUUUGCGGCGUUGUCUCAAUAAACGUCGGAUCAAUUUACUCAGCCACCAAAGGAGCAAUGAACCAGUUGACCAAGAAUUUGGCAUGCGAAUGGGCUAAGGACAACAUAAGAAGCAACUCUGUUGCACCUUGGUUCAUAUUGACUCCACUAGCCGAGCCUCUACUUAGUGACAAGAAGUUCCACGAGGAGGUGAUAGCAAGGACGCCACUCGGCCGCACCGGAGAGCCGGAGGAGGUGUCGUCUUUAGUGGCCUUCUUGUGCUUGCCAGCGGCCUCUUACAUAACAGGGCAGACCAUUUGUGUUGAUGGAGGAAUGUGGUCGCUUCACGGAAUGAGUGCUCUCGUCACCGGUGGAACUAAUGGAAUCGGAUAUGCCAUUGUCGAGAAGACAGCAAGGCUUGGGGCCACCGUGUAUACCUGUUCCAGAAAUGCAGCGGUGAAAGAUUGGAAGAGAAAGGGUGUCCAGGUCACGGGUUCGACUUGUGAUUUUUCCUUAAGAUCGGAGCGAGAGAAGCCGAUGCUUACUGUGUCCUCCCUCUUCGACGGGAGGUUCAACUUCCUAGUAAAUCAACGAACCAACAGACUAAAGCUGACCAUGGAAUAUUCAGCGGAAAAUUUUUCAUUUAUCGGCAUCGUUUCAAUGAAUGUUGGACCAAUUUACUCGACAACCAAAGGAGCAAUGAACCAAUUAACCAAGAAUUUGGCAUGUGAAUGGGCUAAGGACAAUAUAAGAGGCAACUCUAUUGCACCUUGGCACAUAAUGACCCCACAAGCCGAGCCUCUACUCGGCAAUGAGAAAUUCCACGAGGAGGCGAUAGCAAGGACACCGCUCGGUCACAUCGGAGAGCCGAAGGAGGUUUCGUCGUUGGUGGCCUUCUUGUGCUUGCCGGCGGCCUCUUACAUUACGGGGCAAACCAUUUGUGUCGAUGGAGGGUUUACCGUUAAUGGCUUCUUGCUUCCUAAAGCAUGA
This is a messenger RNA of Eucalyptus grandis, 1528 nucleotides long. Its product is annotated as tropinone reductase homolog At1g07440. The record is from RefSeq and is a predicted model, not a curated record. Gene Ontology annotation, molecular function: oxidoreductase activity. NCBI's taxonomy places the organism in Eukaryota, Viridiplantae, Streptophyta, Magnoliopsida, Myrtales, Myrtaceae.